Messenger RNA from Trichoderma atroviride IMI 206040, 888 nucleotides. RefSeq lists its product as uncharacterized. Gene Ontology annotation, cellular component: cytosol. Gene Ontology annotation, molecular function: oxidoreductase activity. The record is from RefSeq and is a predicted model, not a curated record. NCBI's taxonomy places the organism in Eukaryota, Fungi, Ascomycota, Sordariomycetes, Hypocreales, Hypocreaceae.
AUGGCUCAAGGUCUCUCUUUUCCGUCCCCAACUAAAGCUUUUCACCACAAAGCGCAACCGUCUACACUCCCUAGUCGUCCCGAGCUAUCUGCCAAAGGCAAAUCUGUGCUAGUCACAGGAGGAGGCACUGGCAUUGGUGGAGAGACAGCUCGCUACUUUGCUGAAGCGGGUGCCUCGAAAAUCGCUCUGCUUGGCCGCCGGGAGCAACCACUCCUCGACAACAAAGCGUUCAUCGAGAAGAACUUUUCCAAUGUCGAAGUCAUUACGGUAUCCACAGACAUCACCAAAAAGAGCGACGUGGAUGCGGCAUUCUCCCAGUUCGCCGGCAGCGGGAAGAUCGACGUCCUUGUCCAUGGUGCAGCUGUAAUUGGACCCAAAGAGGGCGUUGCAGAAGCAGACGGUGACACUUACCUCGAGGCAAUUCAAGACAAUAUUGCCGGUGCGCUCUGGGUUGCGCAGGCAUUCCUCCGACACGCGACUCCGGAUGCAGUCGCCAUCAUCAUCAACUCGUGGGCCGCGCAUUGGAGUGUCAACGAUGUAUUCUCUUCGUACUGUGUCGCAAAGUUGGCUGUUUAUCGGCUCUGGGAUACCAUCACCAUUAACAACCCAAAUUUGAGCAUCUUUCAUACGCAGCCGGGCGUGGUACUUACUGAGAUGAACCUGCGCGCGGGAGGCGCCGCGAGCUUUGAGGGCAUUCAGACUGACGAUGUGUCUCUUCCGGCCGGCUUCAACCUUUGGCUUGCAAGUCCCGAAGCUCGAUUUCUGAGGGGCAAGUUUGUGUGGUGCAAUUGGGACGUGGAAGAACUCAAGGCCCAAGCCAAGGAAAUUGAGGAGGGAACAAAGUUUAACAUUGGGAUGAUGGGAUGGCCAUUUGAGUACGUUAGUUAG